Nematostella vectensis (starlet sea anemone) is the source of this 1641-nucleotide messenger RNA. Its product is annotated as transmembrane protein 145. The coding region runs from base 112 to 1566 and encodes 484 amino acids. Gene Ontology annotation, biological process: G protein-coupled receptor signaling pathway; response to pheromone. Lineage: Eukaryota; Metazoa; Cnidaria; Anthozoa; Actiniaria; Edwardsiidae. The record is from RefSeq and is a predicted model, not a curated record. The transcript has 2 exons.
UCGUGACGUCACAGAUCUACUAACCAUGCACAGAGCCAAAGAAACCUAAGCCAUAGAGGUUAACUCUACAUCAUCCCGCACCAGCAGAGAAGUGCGUAGUAAACGCACUAAAUGCCUCGGGUAUUAUGGCUUUGCAUCGCUCUCCUCGCUAUUCAUCCCACGCAAUCCUCAGCAAGGGAAAUAACCGGAAGCGUAUACACCGCGCGCAAAUGGUACUUCCUCGAGCGAUUUGCGUUCCGUGAUAUCGGGGGCCGCCUGGAAUAUGAGGUGGAGUACCCUGUAGGGACGUGCUGCCCACUGUUAGUGUUUUAUUAUGAUGAUAUAUGGCCCCGUGUGUACCCCGAGGAAGACAUGGCAUGCUCUAACAAGAUGGAGUACGCAAGGCAGGCCUCAGGGACCAAUCUUAUUAACAAGCUCGACACAGAAAGCGGAAGCGUGUGUACAAGCUCGGCCAUCAGCGACAAUGGCACCACCACGCGCCUGCGCUGCACUGGUCAGAUGAUAUUCCGUACCGUGCGCACGCGCUGGUGGUUUCUUGUCUUGAGUCAUUGCGAUGCGGAUGUUCUGGAUAUGGAUUACAAAAUCACGGUCACGAACGGUGAUGAUUGGCAGAGCCACUUAUCCGCCGACGAGACGCACAUGCUGGAAAUCGUGUCUUCAUUCUUUCUUAUCAUGAUUCUCACCCUCAUUGUCGGCCUUGUUUUCGCAAAGACACUCUGGAUAGAACACAUGCUGCAUAGGCCGUACGAAAUCUUCCUGGUCUCACUGGGCUACGAACUCUUUGGCUUGCUUCUUAGCGUUGUUUACUACAUAGAGUAUGUUAGUUAUGGUACUUUGAGGACACCGAUACACACUACUUCUGGGUUGCUUCACGCUGUGAGCGAGAUUAUCUUCGUUUGCCUGCUGAUUCUACUCUCCAAGGGCUACACCAUCACCCGUGCGCGGUUGAGCAGUCGCGGGCAGAUCAAACUCUCAGUAUUUAUCGGGCUUUACUCCGUUACCUUCUCCAUUCUCUUUUUUAUCCAAGCCAAUAUGUUUGACCCAGGGCUCGUAAAAUACCUUUACGAUAGUGCUGCAGGGACUGGAAUAGUAGCGUUACGGAUUGUGGCGUGGUGUUGGUUCAGCCUAUCCGUGCACCAUACCGUAAAGCGUUACCCGGAAAAACGCGUGUUCUACGGCUGGUUCUUUGUGCUCUUCUCCGUAUGGUUUCUCGCCAAGCCCUCGCUCGUCUUGCUGGGGUACUAUCAUAUCGAGGAAUGGGAGCGGACAAAGAUCUUCAGCGGGGUGGACUUCGCUAUUUCCGCCAUCGGGUUCCUCGUGUUUCUUCAUUUGCUCAGACCAAGUAGAACCAAUCACAACUUUCCAUUCCAUAUAAGAACCAAUCAGAUCGAGGAUAUUGCACAGAAUGAAGAUACCAGUUUUCCGCACACGGAGAAAUUCUCCAGGAUGAAGUUAAGAGAAGGGGGGCCUCUUGAAGUUAGCUUGUCUAAGCUAAACGCAAACGACGACAAUGAUGAUGAUGUCAUCCAGACGCACACCUCCAACUGGACCCAGGGAUUCGCCUGAAUGGGUUCUAAUCCAUGGCUGAUAAACUUGUAUUAAUUUACGAUGGAAACAAAAUAAAGCUACGUUAUAUUUAUA